AUGGAGUCUGAGAAGGAAGUUUCCCAGCACUUGGACGGCGCCGAGGCGCCCUCGUCGAGAGAGGAUGUAGAGGAGUUUACCUGGACGGAGGAGGAGGAAACCAGAAUCAGGCACAAGAUUGACUGGAAUACCGUGCCCCUCGUCACGGUCCUCUACAUGUUUUGCUUCCUGGACCGUAUAAAUAUCGGCAACGCCUUGAUCCAGGGUCUACGAGACGAGCUCCAGCUUCAAGUCGGCUACCGCAUCAACUGGGCUCUGUGCAUCUUCUACAUCAUCUACCUCUUGGUCGAAGUGCCCAGCAACAUCAUCCUGAAGCGCGUCGGCCCCCGCUUCUACAUCCCCGCCCUCGUGGUCGGAUUCGGCAUCGUCACCAUCGGCAUGGCUUUCGUCAAGAGCUUCACCACACUCCUUGUCACCCGCGCGAUUCUCGGCAUCUUUGAGGGCGGUACGUUUCCCGGCAUUGCCUUUUACCUCAGCUCCUUUUACAAGAGAAAGGAGCUUUUGUUCCGCGUGGGCAUCUAUGUGUCCGCCGCCUCGUUCGCCGGCGCCUUUGGCGGUCUCCUCGCCGCCGGCCUCUCGAAGAUCCCCGAGUGGGGCGCCGCCGGCGCCCGUAUCUACAAGUGGCGCAACAUCUUCUUCUUCGAGGGCGUCCUGACCGUCAUCGUCGGCCUCCUCGCUCCCAUCUGGCUGCCUGCCUCGCCCGAGACCGCCAAGUUCCUCACGCCGCGCGAGCGCCGCAUCGCCGCGGCCCGACUUCUCGUCGAGCACCGCGAGAACCCCGAGCCCGUCGUGGAGAGGCGCCACAUUCUCCGCGCCUUCACUUGCCUUCACAACUACACCUGCGCGCUCGGCUUUUUCCUGAUCAACAUCACCGUGCAGGGUCUCUCCGUCUUUAUGCCCACCAUCAUCGCCGAUAUGAAGAUGGAGGUGAACCCGCAGCUACUCACCGUGCCCCCGUACGUCGCGGCCUGCAUCGUGGCGGUGGCUGUCGCCUACAUCAGCGACAAGACCAAGCGCCGCGGUAUCUAUCUCGCCGUCUUUUCUAUCCCGGCCAUGAUUGGAUUCGGUAUUCUACGUUGGUACCAAGAGAAGGCGGGCGUCCGCUAUAUGGCUAUUUUCUUCAUUACCGUGGGCGCGUUCCCUGGUGGACCGGCGUUCUUGAGCUGGGCGAUCAAUAACACUGGUGGCCCGGCCGUCCGAGCCGUCUCUAGCGCGUGGGUAGUCACUUUGGGCACAAUUGGCGGAAUCGUCGCUACUUGGACGUACAUCUAUUGGGACGGGCCAAAGUACCCCAUCGGCCACACCAUCAACUUUGUGGGACAAAUCAUUGUCUUCUUCCUUUCGCUGUUCGGAAUUGCGUACUGCGCCUGGGAGAAUAAGCAGAGGAGGGAUGGCAAGAGGGACCAUAGGCUCGAUGGAUUGAACGAAUUCGAGGCCCGCGAUCUCGGAUACAAGCACCCUGAGUUUAUGUACAUGAAGUAA
Molecule: messenger RNA, 1482 nt
Organism: Parascedosporium putredinis
Lineage: Eukaryota; Fungi; Ascomycota; Sordariomycetes; Microascales; Microascaceae
Source: the annotation of a GenBank genome assembly